AGGGCGUUUCACUAGCACGUUUAGGCGCGUUGGGCGGCGUCCGGGUAUAAAAGACUCCGCCCGAGCGGGCAGCCGCCAUUCUGGGGUUCGUUUAGAGGUUUGAAUUUUCUCGGAGAAAGACAGGCUGCCCGCGAGGAAAAAAGAAACAAGCCGCAGCAACAUCUAAGCCCUUGAAAGGAUCCUGAGAGAGGGGGGAAAGGGAAAACAGCAGCCACCAGCCCAACCACUUGUGUCUUCUGCCCCUUCCCAUCUAUCUUGCCCACCCCACCAGCCCACGCUGCUUGGGACUUGAAAUCUGUGGCCGAAGGACCGUCACCACAUAACUUCAAAAAUAAUCAACCACCCUCCCUUCCCAAACCCGCCCAAAUUCACUCAACCAGCGUUUACUUUUUUGAAUCCACUCAGAACUUUUUUUCUACGACCCCCCUCCCUAAAUGGAGUUGGGUGGGGGGGGAAAUGAAUACUGAGUUGGCCUUUAUUUUUUUAAGAGACUUUUUGAUCCAAUGAGGCCCCCAAAUAAUUGAGUUUUGGGUCCUGGUUGGUUGUUUUAUUUUUUUUCUCCAAAAUUUUAAUCCCCUUCCCCCUGAGCCCGAGGUGCUGACGUCGCAAAAAAAUUGGAUAAAACCUCGAUCAUGGGUUCGGGUCCCAUAGACCCCAAAGAGCUUCUCAAGGGCCUGGAUAGCUUCCUUACCCGAGAUGGGGAAGUCAAGAGUGUGGAUGGGAUUUCCAAGAUCUUCAGUCUGAUGAAGGAAGCACGAAAGAUGGUGAGUCGAUGCACUUACUUGAACAUUCUCCUGCAGACCCGUUCACCAGAAAUAUUGGUCAAGUUUAUUGACGUUGGUGGCUACAAGCUUCUUAACAAUUGGCUUACGUAUUCAAAGACAACCAACAACAUUCCCCUCUUGCAGCAAAUUCUAUUGACCCUGCAGCACCUACCGCUCACUGUGGACCAUCUCAAGCAGAACAACACAGCCAAACUGGUGAAGCAACUGAGCAAGUCAAGUGAGGAUGAAGAGCUCCGGAAAUUGGCCUCAGUCCUUGUCAGUGACUGGAUGGCUGUCAUCCGCUCCCAGAGCAGUACUCAGCCUGCUGAGAAAGAUAAGAAAAAACGUAAAGAAGAGGGAAAGAGUCGAACCACCCCUCCUGAGCGACCCUUGACUGAGGUGAAGGCUGAAACCCGGGCUGAGGAGGCCCCAGAGAAGAAGAAGGAGAAGCCCAAGUCUCUUCGAACCACAGCACCCAGUCAUGCCAAGUUCCGUUCCACCGGACUGGAGCUGGAGACCCCAUCUUUGGUGCCUGUGAAGAAGAAUGCCAGUGCAGUGGUGGUUUCUGACAAGUAUAACCUCAAACCCAUCCCGCUCAAGCGUCAGAGCUCCGCAGCUGCUCCAGGAGAUGCUGCCCCCACUGCAGAGAAGAAAUACAAGCCACUCAACACAACACCCAACGCCACCAAAGAGAUCAAAGUGAAGAUCAUCCCCCCACAGCCUAUGGAGGGCCUGGGCUUUCUGGAUGCGCUCAAUUCAGCCCCUGUUCCGGGGAUCAAAAUUAAGAAGAAGAAGAAGGUGCUGUCACCUACAGCUGCCAAGCCAAGCCCAUUUGAAGGGAAAACAAGCAUAGAACCAAGCACAGCCAAACCUUCUUCCCCAGAACCAGCACCUCCUUCUGAGGCCAUGGAUACAGACCGUCCAGGGACCCCAGUUCCCCCUGUUGAAGUCCCAGAGCUCAUGGAUACAGCCUCUUUGGAGCCGGGAGCUCUGGAUGCAAAGCCAGUGGAGAGUCCUGGAGAUCCUAGCCAGCUGACCCGGAAAGGCAGGAAGAGGAAAACUGUGACGUGGCCUGAGGAGGGCAAACUGAGAGAAUAUUUCUAUUUUGAACUGGAUGAAACUGAACGAGUCAAUGUGAAUAAGAUCAAAGACUUUGGCGAAGCAGCUAAGCGAGAGAUACUGUCAGACCGACAUGCAUUUGAGACAGCCCGGCGUCUGAGCCAUGACAACAUGGAGGAGAAGGUACCCUGGGUGUGCCCCCGGCCCCUGGUUCUGCCCUCACCUCUUGUCACCCCUGGAAGCAACAGCCAGGAGCGAUACAUCCAGGCUGAGCGGGAGAAAGGAAUCCUUCAGGAGCUCUUCCUGAAUAAGGAAAGUCCUCAUGAGCCUGAUCCUGAGCCCUAUGAACCUAUACCCCCGAAACUCAUCCCCCUAGAUGAGGAGUGUUCCAUGGAUGAGACCCCAUAUGUGGAGGCCCUGGAGCCUGGGGGGGCCGGAGGCUCACCUGACGGGGCAGGUGGCUCCAAGUUGCCUCCUGUUCUGGCGAAUCUUAUGGGAAGCAUGGGUGCUGGGAAGAGCCCCCAGGGUCCUGGAGGAGGAGGCAUCAAUGUCCAGGAGAUCCUCACCUCCAUCAUGGGUAGCCCAAAUAGUCAUCCCUCAGAGGAACUGCUGAAGCAACCAGACUAUUCAGAUAAGAUCAAGCAGAUGCUGGUGCCACACGGACUCUUAGGCCCUGGUCCAAUAGCCAAUGGUUUCCCACCGGGAGGUCCUGGGGGCCCCAAGGGCAUGCAGCACUUUCCUCCUGGGCCUGGGGGACCUAUGUCAGGUCCACAUGGAGGCCCUGGGGGCCCUGGUGGGCCAGUGGGUCCACGUCUCCUAGGUCCCCCACCCCCUCCCCGGGGGGGUGAUCCCUUCUGGGAUGGCCCGGGUGACCCCAUGAGGGGUGGCCCGAUGCGGGGGGGUCCAGGACCUGGUCCUGGACCAUACCAUAGAGGCCGUGGUGGCCGAGGAGGAAAUGAACCUCCUCCUCCUCCUCCAUUCCGAGGGGCCAGAGGAGGUCGCUCUGGAGGAGGACCCCCAAAUGGACGAGGGGGCCCUGGUGGGGGCAUGGUUGGAGGUGGUGGGCAUCGUCCCCAUGAAGGCCCUGGUGGAGGCAUGAGCAGCAGCAGUGGACAUCGUCCUCAUGAAGGCCCUGGCAGUGGCAUGGGUGGUGGACAUCGCCCCCACGAAGGCCCUGGCAGUAGCAUGGGUGGAGGUGGGGGACACCGUCCCCAUGAAGGCCCUGGCGGUGGUAUGGGCAGUGGCAGUGGCCAUCGUCCUCAUGAAGGCCCCGGCAGUGGCAUGGGUGGAGGCAGUGGACAUCGCCCCCAUGAAGGCCCUGGCGGAGGAAUGGGUGCUGGUGGUGGACAUCGCCCCCAUGAAGGUCCUGGCGGGAGCAUGGGUGGAAGUGGUGGACAUCGCCCCCAUGAAGGUCCUGGACAUGGGGGGCCCCACGGCCACCGGCCUCAUGAUGUCCCUGGUCACCGAGGCCACGACCAUCGAGGGCCACCCCCUCAUGAGCACCGCGGCCAUGAUGGCCCUGGCCAUGGAGGAGGGGGCCACCGAGGGCACGAUGGAGGCCAUAGCCAUGGAGGAGACAUGUCAAACCGCCCUGUUUGCCGACAUUUCAUGAUGAAGGGCAACUGCCGCUAUGAGAACAACUGUGCCUUCUACCACCCGGGUGUCAAUGGGCCCCCCCUGCCCUAGGGCCCACCUGCCUGCCCCGCCCACACACACAUCCCUGUGGACUGCAGCCUUGAUCCUUCCACCCUCUUAUGGCUUCUGUGAGGCCCAUUUUUCCCUUUCCCCAGCUGAUGAGGAGCCGGCCCCCUCAGUUCCCACCUGCUUGGGUUCCUGGGGGUUUUCUGAUCACUGGUGCGCAUUGAUGUACAUAUUUUCCUCCAGUCUGGGGAGGAGAGAGACUGGACACAUUCUGUACCUUGGACUGCUGAAGAGGAGACCCAUUUGGCUUCACUUUUUGAGGAGAUUUGCCCUGUAACUCCAAACCCCUUUCCAGUAUUACCCUUUAUGCCUGAGAACCUAAAGCUGGUUAUCCUGGAAAACACCUCUACUCUCCUAUCGUGGGUCUUCCACGUGCACACAGAACUGACAUGGGAUCAGCUGCACUUAUGAAAUCAUCCCAGCCAAGUUCAUUAUUCCUCCUGGGGUGGGGAGAUGGUAAAAGGGGUAUUAUAUAUCCCAUUGCACUGAGAGGGCUCAAUCAGGCUGGAUUUGAGUUCUGGAACACAUCAUUCCCCACUCCUCUCCCGACAGGCUUUACAUUCUGAGUCCUUUCUCAAGUAAGACUUUGCAACCUUCCGUGACCACCGAAGUCUGCAUCAUGGGUCUGCUAGGUUCGGUGAUGGCCAAUUUACAUCGGCAUCGAGUGGAAGUUUUAGCUGGCAUAGGUGAGGCCAGUGGUGUGGUCCACCCUUGCCUACAGCUCAUUCUGGAAACUGUAAAACACUUCAGUGAGACCAGCUUUUCAUCAACUUAAGCCCGGCAUGCUGGGCCCGACAGUCACACUACAUGCACUGCCUUUGGGAGCUAGCGCGCUCCUGGCCCCCACCCGGAACCGUGUUGGUGUGAGGCCUCCAGCUCCCUUCCUGUCAGCCACUUCUAAAUCCCCCCAGGUUCCUUCCUGGGUGGAUUCAACGUGACUUGCCCUUUCCCAGCCCUCUCCUUCACCUGUCUCGGCAUCAGUUGUUUUCUAUGAAAACAGUGGAUUGGUUGGGUUUUGUGCAGGGUCUUGGGUUAGAGCCACAAUGGAUUUGAGGAUGAGUAUUUUCUUUUUCUUUUGGUUUUGUAUAUUUUGUACAUUAAUAAUAAACAGUGGAAAGAGAAGCAGCUUAUUUAA
Ceratotherium simum simum (southern white rhinoceros) is the source of this 4659-nucleotide messenger RNA. It is a transcript of the gene PPP1R10, whose product is annotated as protein phosphatase 1 regulatory subunit 10. The record is from RefSeq and is a predicted model, not a curated record. Gene Ontology annotation, cellular component: nucleus; chromatin; PTW/PP1 phosphatase complex. Lineage: Eukaryota; Metazoa; Chordata; Mammalia; Perissodactyla; Rhinocerotidae. Gene Ontology annotation, molecular function: protein phosphatase 1 binding; metal ion binding.